AUGAAUUGCUGGUCAGUAGAAGAAGAUUUAUGCUUUGCAGGAACAACCGGCCUUCAUUUGCAACAGGAUGAACUGAAUUAUACGUAUAUUCAACCAAGUAGUGUCCGCGAUGUCAGAUUUCGAAUGUCAUUGAAGAAACAUAUAUCUUUUAUUGAAUGGUUGAGAUUGAGGCUAGAUUGUCCAUUUGGAAUACGCAUACAUUUAAAAAAGACUACCGUAUUGCAGUGCAGGAAAAUAAACAAGUGGUUAAAGACACAAACGAGAAGAAUGCUUCGAAAACAAGGCCGUGAAGGUGCGAGUGCUGGCGAGUUCGACAGAAUAUUUACUCCUGAAAAAACGAUUCAGGAUGAUUAUCUCAAGCAUGCCCCAUUCUCUUAUAUGGAUGUCUCUACUGGAUCGGUGAAUUCUGGGAAAACCUCAAAUACUGUGAUAUACUCACCAAGAUACUCACCACUUUUCAUCCCGUUGGCGGAACAGUCACUUCGUGGUAGACCGCGCUCGGCAUAA
This is a messenger RNA of Kluyveromyces marxianus DMKU3-1042, 507 nucleotides long. RefSeq lists its product as uncharacterized. The record is from RefSeq and is a predicted model, not a curated record. The transcript has a single exon. Bases 1 to 507 code for a protein of 168 amino acids. NCBI's taxonomy places the organism in Eukaryota, Fungi, Ascomycota, Saccharomycetes, Saccharomycetales, Saccharomycetaceae.